Molecule: messenger RNA, 829 nt
Organism: Raphanus sativus (radish)
Lineage: Eukaryota; Viridiplantae; Streptophyta; Magnoliopsida; Brassicales; Brassicaceae
Product: 17.4 kDa class III heat shock protein
Exons: 2
Coding region: 243-713 (156 amino acids)
Biological process (GO): response to heat; protein complex oligomerization; response to hydrogen peroxide
Source: RefSeq, a predicted model, not a curated record
CUAUAGCGUCAUAACUUUAUAGGCCCACGGAAAUGGACUGAUGAGGUUGAAGCAUCUUAGAGUGUCAGGUCAGUGUCUAUCGUUAUUGACACGUGUAAUCACUCGCACAUUCUAGAUUUAUCCCUCUGGAACUUUCCAGCUUAUUGGUCAGUGUCUAUAAGUUUGGAGCUAAGCAUCAGUGAAAUUCAAAACAUAUCACAACUCGACAAUACGAAGAAGAUUCAAUCCGAAAGACAAAGAAAAUGAGUGCUGUUGCGGUUAACCAUUUGUUCGGUUUGCCGGAGACGAUCGAGAAGCUGAUCUUCCCAACCUCACGCUCCGGUGAGGGUAACGAGACUCGAGGAGGAAGCAGCAACAACAAUAACAUCCCCAUUGACAUUCUUGAAUCUCCCAAAGAGUACAUCUUCUACAUCGACAUCCCCGGAGUGUCCAAAUCCGACAUCCAGGUGACUGUAGAGGAAGAGAGGAUCCUUGUGAUAAAGAGUAACGGGAAGAGGAAGAGAGAGGAUCAUGACGAGAGCGAAGAAGGAUGCAAGUACAUCAGGCUCGAGAGGAGGCUUCCUCAGAAUCUCGUGAAGAAGUUCCGUUUACCUGAAGAUGCUGACGUGGAGGCCGUGGCGGCUAAAUAUCAAGAUGGGGUUCUGACAGUUACCGUUGGGAAAGUACCGCCGCAGCCACCGAAGUCUAAGACGGUUCAGAUCGCGGUUUCUUGAACGGUUUAGAGAAUAGACCGGUUUGUGAACGUGUUUCGUAGUUUGUAAAGGUGUUUUUUUGUUUGGUCUGUAACCCCAUCAGGGUCUCUUAAUGAUAUUUUAAAUAUUAAUUGUCA